GGGGCAAGCCAGCCAGCCGCUCUCCCUGAGACUGCGCUUGACGCCGCCGACUCUGACUGCCCUACCCAGAGGGGCUGACCCUCCCGGGUCCCCCGCAGAAGCUGAUGAUGCUGCCGCCACAGCGUCUCUGCCUUCCUGCCCGGGCUCUGAGAGUUGGUUCCGGCUACAUUCUUGCCUGCAGAUGCGCCCUUCUCUGCUGCGGCUGCUGGUGCUGUUGGCGGCUGCGGCUGCUGAAGUGGGGGCAGCCCCUACUGGCGACCUGAUCCACGCCCUGCCGGGGUUGGCUACUCAGCCGCCCUUCAAGCAGUACUCGGGCUACCUGGAGGUCGAUGGAGACAAGAAGCACAUCCACUACUGGUUUGUCGAAGCCGAGGACACCGCCGGCAACAAGCCCCCCCUGGUGCUGUGGCUGAACGGGGGGCCCGGCUGCAGCUCCAUGGCGAGCCUUCUGACGGGGAACGGCCCCUUCAGGGUUCAGCCUGAUGGAACCACCCUGACAUGCAACAAGCACUCCUGGAAUAAGCUUGCCCACAUGCUGUAUCUGGAGUCCCCUGUCUGGGUAGGCUACUCCACUUCAGACAACAAGAAGGACAUCAAGACAAAUGACACGGAGGUGGCCCGUGUGAACCACCUGGCCUUAAAGAAGUUCAUAGAACUCUUCCCGGAGUACCAAACCAACGACCUCUACCUCGGCGGGGAGAGUUAUGCAGGGAUCUACGUUCCCACACUGGCCGAGAAGGUCAUGGAGGACUCCAGCCUUCACUUGAAGGGGAUCAUCGUGGGGAAUGGAGACACCAGCCAUGAGACUGACAUAAACUCCCGGGUUUACUUUGCAUACUACCACGGCCUCCUGGGGAGCAGGCUCUGGAGUGACUUGCAGAAAUACUGCUGCUGUUGUGGGAAGUGCAACUUCUAUAACAACAGAAACGCAAACUGCAUUACUGCUGUGGAAAACGCGUACUUCAUUGUGAAUGAGCUGGGUCUGAACGUCUACAACAUCUAUGCCUCUUGUGAUGGUGGAGUGCCCGGAAGUUAUAAGUACGAAAGUGGGGAGCUGGUUAGCUAUGAUGAAUUCAUCAGGCGGCCACUUCGCAAUUCUGGGAAGCAGACGCUGCCUGAACCACUGCCUGCCGAGCCGAGUGAGGAGCUGAAGAUUUCCUGCCUCAGCAUCACAGCCCUCUCCACCUACAUGAAUAGCAACCUAGUCCGCAAGGCCCUGCACAUUGUCGAGAGUGCCCCAGCCUGGAAGAUAUGCAACUUUGAGUUGUUUGGGAACUACACAAAACUCUACCCGACUGUGAAAGAUCAGUACAUGAAGCUGCUGCUCAGUGCCAACAGAUACCGCAUCUUGGUGUACAACGGGGAUGUGGAUAUAGUCUGCAACUUCCUGGGGAACAAGUGGUUUGUGGACUGCUUGGGCCAGCAGGAGAAAGGGCCCCAACGACCCUGGACUUACAUUGAGGAGAAUGGACAAAAACAGAUUGGAGGCUUUGUGCAGGAGUUCACCACCAACAUUGCUUUCCUCACAGUCAAGGGUGCUGGCCACAUGGCGGCCGCGGACAAGCCCUGCGCAACCUACAACAUGUUUGAGCGCUUCAUCCAUCAGAAGCCCUUCUAGGGCCAGGGCCAGCAGGCGGCCUCCUUCUACCAUGGGCGCUGCCUCCCUCCUGCUACGCUGUGACUGCACAGAUGGGAUCCUGAAGAGCUCCAUCUCCUGCCGCCGCCGCUGCCGCCACUGCUGCCUCCAGGGAUGGGGCAGCCAGAGUGAUGCAAUGACUCUUUCUAAGUCUCCCACCCUGCAGCCAGUCUGUGCCUCCACACUGCUCUGAUCAUUGGGGUGUCGGCCCCUGUAUUACUUGCACUGCUCUUGGGCAGGGAGGGGAGCCUGCCUGAGGGGGCCAGUUCUCAGCCUCAGUUCUCAGUCAUGAUGAACAUAGGAAGCUGCCAUAUACUGAGUCAGACCACUGGUCUAUCUAGCUCAGCAUUGUCUUCACAGACUGGCAGCGGCUUCUCCAAGGCUGCAGGCAGGAAGCUCUCUCAGCUCUUUCUUGGAGGGAACUUGAAACCUAGAUGCUCUUCCCAGAGCGGCUCCAUCCCCUGAGGGGAAUAUCUUACAGUGCUCACACAUCAAGUCUCCCAUUCAUAUGCAACCAGGGUGGACCCUGCUUAGCUUAAUGGGACAAGUCAUGCUUGCUGCCACAAGACCAGCUCUCCUCUGCCUCGUAGGUGAAACGGGGUCAAUCUGCCUCAGGAUUAAUCUGCCUUGUAGGUGAAAUGGAAGCCCACCCUGGCCUGGGCUUGGACCUUCAGCCUUGGGACUGUGGUCUCUUUGGCCCACUCCAGGGUGUGCUACAAAAGCAUUUCCCUAAAGUAGGCCUGCUCAACCUAGGCCCCCCCCAGCUAUUUUUGGACUACAACUCCCAUAAUCCCCAGCCACAGUGGCCAAUAGCCAGGGAUUAUGGGAGUUGUAGGCCAGCAACUGCAGGAGGGCCAAAGUUGAGUAGCCCUGCCCUAAAGCAACUGUGUCCCGUCUCUCCUUUGAACCUGAGCUGUUCCCCCUUGACUGUUACGCUUCUCCUGUAUUAUCAGCCUGGGGUCUAGCAAGGGUGGCUACAAGCCUCUCUCUGCCCCUUUUCCGUAGGCCCACCCAUAGUUCCCUUGCUCCCCUCAGUGCAGCUUGUAGGGGGAAGCAGAGGCAGACAGCUGUUGCUGGAAGGAAUUGCCUCUUGUCUCCCGUCCUACCUUUUUUGGUUUGGGCCAUUUGUGCAGCCAGCAUGCCUUAACCCAUCCCUGGACUGCUGGCAGCCCCCAGGCCACAGAGCAAGGUUGGGGGGUAGUUGAGCACUGGGCACUGGCUGAAGCUCGUCCGAAAGCCGAUCCAGGGGGAGGAGAGCUGUUGCGGUAUUAAGGGCUGUUUCUCCGCUGCGCAUGCGCGCGCACAGAGCAACACAGGAGCGGAGGCCACCAGCAGGAGCUUGACCUGCAGCUGCUUCCUACGCCUCUGGGAGCCAUAAUGAACCCCGCCGAUGCAUACAGUAUUUAUUUGGUGCAUUUACAUACUGCCCAAACCAAAUGUCUCCUAGUGGUUCAAUCACAAUUGAUUAGAAUCACUGAUCAGAACAGGUGCGCAAAGGGACGGGCGGGUGGGUGGGUGGCAUUUCUCAGUGAUCUCUCCCAGGGCUUUGGAGAAGGGUAGAGCAGCAUCUAGGGUCAGGCAGCCCCGCAGGGUGGAGUGAGGUCUCUCUGCCACGGCAGUCUGACAGCCCAGCCCACCCACCCCCAGGCUCCCCUAAGAGAAAUAGAAGCAUUCAGUCUGCUUCCCAGCUGGUUGGUGAGCACUUCCUUCGUGAAGUCCGUGCCUGCUGGGAGUGGAAUGUGGACACCCUUCUGGCUCCUCUCUGCAGGAGGAGAACAGGGGAGGGGUCCUAGGGGUGGGGGGCUCGAUGCUGGAUCCAGCCUUCAAAGGAGAUCCUUCUGAGCAUGUGCAGAGACCUUUCCUUCAGCUCCCAGCCCAUUGCAGCCACUUCCCCCUCCCAGGCUCAUUGGUGUUGGCCAUAUACAGCUCCAGGAGCACUGACUCUUGGCACUUUCUAUCCCAGAACAGAGAUACUAAGCAAGCCUCUUCCUCUUUGUCCCCCCCCCCCCUUGUUCUCUUACUCUCUCUACUCUGGCUUCUGACUGGUAGAUUGAUACUCUCAGGACUCCCUCUCCUCUUCCCGGCUGUUUGAUGCAUUUUUCCUUCGUUCUGUUCUUGCACUAUGAAAACAUAGAAAGCUCAGGGACACCGGCUUUUCUACCCAAGUAUGUAACUUCUUAAAUAAACUUGUGCAAGCUUUUGGACUUUAAA
Messenger RNA from Hemicordylus capensis (graceful crag lizard), 3847 nucleotides. RefSeq names its product lysosomal protective protein-like. The record is from RefSeq and is a predicted model, not a curated record. The transcript is spliced from 14 exons. Gene Ontology annotation, biological process: proteolysis. NCBI's taxonomy places the organism in Eukaryota, Metazoa, Chordata, Lepidosauria, Squamata, Cordylidae. Gene Ontology annotation, molecular function: serine-type carboxypeptidase activity. The coding region runs from base 182 to 1618 and encodes 478 amino acids.